AGUCAGUCCAUCUUUCCCCCAAACAGCGGUCAACAUUCUCCGUCGCCCCGUCCGUCCGUCGUCCAAAUGGCGUCUGCAGUCGAGGAGUGGCUGAAGGGCCUCAAGCUCGAAAAGUACCUGUCCAAUUUCGUGGAUAAUGGCUACGACGACAUGUCCUUCCUCAGUAGCAUGAGCCCGGAGGACCUCGACGACAUUGGCAUCACCCUGCCCGGCCACAAGAAGAAGCUGCUGCUCUCCCUCCAGAAUGCGGCGACUGGCGGCGACGCAACAAUGCCCGCUGCCCCUGCUCCUGCUCCUGCCUCUGCUCCUGCUCCUGCUCCUGCUCCUGCUCCUGCUCCUGCUCCUGCUCCUGCCCCUCCCAAACCAGAAGCAGCGACACCCAAACCAGAGGCGGCUGCUGUUGCUGCAGCACCCAAACCCGUCGCGCCCAAGCCAGCACCAGGCGCUGCGGCUGCACCAAAACCCACAGUCGCAACCAAGAAACCGCCGACUUCGCCGCCGUCCAGCGCUGAAUCGCCCUCAACCCCCGACACAACCGGCGACGCCUCGACACCGAAACCCGUGGCUCCCAAGCCAGCGGGUGCUGUCGCCCCGAAGCCAGCUGCCGCCCCGAAACCUGGUGCGCCAAAGCCAGCCACCGAACCCGGCAUUCCGAUCAAACCGAAGCCCGCUGCAGCUGCAACAACGGCAUCUGAAGCUGCCAUUCCAAUCAAGCCCAAGCCCAGCGCUGCUGCUGCUGCUGCUGCUGCUGCUACUCCUGCUGCCACCCCGAAACCAUUCGGCGCAUUGAAACCAACACCCGUUGCCAAACCAACAUCGCCGCCGACCGAUUCUGCCGCAGCCCCAGCGCUAACGCCAAAGCCACUGAAGCCAACCCCAGGAGCUCCAAAGCCCGAGACUGCGGCUGCGCCUGCUCCAAAGCAGGUGGCACAAGAAUCUCCGGCUGCUGCUGCUUCUACUGCUGCUGUCUCCCCGGCCCCUGCUCCUGCUGCAGCGCCUGGCAAAAUCAAUGCGGCCAAAAUCUUUGGAACGGCGCCUCCGCCCAUGCCAAAGUCGGCUGCAGAAGCGAAACCAAAAGUGCAGGCCGCGCCCGUUGUCGAGGUUGCGGUUCCCAAGCCCGACAUUCCGAGCCCGGAACCUGCUCUUUCGCCCAAAGGAGCUACGGCAUUGCCCACGCUGGACGAGCUAUUGGCAGGCGCCACUUUCACGCCAAGCGAUGAUGAAGACGACGAUUUCACCCCUGCACCCGUGGCAAGGCCUCCCCCGCAGCCGCCAUCGUACAUGCCGUCCAUUGACGUUGACGAUCUGCUGACUGGUGCAUUUGCCGCCAAGGCUGAGACCUCGCCUGCGCCCGCACUCGGUCCAAAGCCCGGUGCCGCACCAGCCCUGGGUCCCCGUCCCCAAGCCGCAGCAGCCGUUCCUGCUGCCGCCAAGCCCACUCCUAAGCCUGCUGUAGAGCAAGCUCCUGCCCCAAAAGCUAUUUCGGCUCCAAAAGCGCCAGCUGUGCGGCAAUCCGUUGGAUUCGGCAUGCUUGACGACAUGCUUGGAAACAUGCUUGAGGAUCUUGACGCACUUCAAUCGGACGUGGAGUUCAAGAUCAGCAGCGCCCCGUCCAUUCCCCCCAAAGCUAUUCCCGUUGUCCAGUCGCCCUUGGCGGAUGAAGACGAAUCAAACUCUGCCUUCACAACCGACCUGGAUAAUUUGGAUACCAUGUUUGGGCUCGGUCCCGCGAGGCCGGUUUCCACAUUUGCCUCGUCGUUUGCGUUGCCCACCGACCCUGAGAACGUGCGGAUUGCAAAGACGCAGGCGGCGUCUAUUUUGGAAGACACGACUGACAACGACCUCGACGCUCUGCUGGAAGACCUCGACAUUGGCUACACGCCUUCCAAGCCAGCAGCUGCCGCAGCGCAAUCCGGAAGUGUGGCCAGCAAGCUAGCCGUCGCCUCUCCAGUCGACAUGUCUCCUGAUGCUGCGUGGCGACGCCGAGCCACGAUGGAACUGACCGCGGAGGAGGCACGGGUGCGAAAGGAAGAAAAGAUCAAGAUUGCCAUGCAAAAGAUGGCUGAGGCCAGCAUUGUCAAGCUCGUUAUCAAAGUCUACAUGGACGGUGGCAACGCAAAGACUGUGGCCGUCGAUUCGACCAUGACUGCUCGGCAAGUGUGUCAGAUUAUUGUCCAAAAGAACCGACUCGAGGAGAGCGCUACUUGGAGCCUUGUCGAAAACACCCCCAAGCUGCACUUGGAUCGAAUGCUGGAAGACCACGAGAAGGUCAUUGAAGUGCAACAGAAGUGGGGACGAGAGUCGGACAACAUUUGGGUCUUGCGCAACAUUCCUGACAAGUAUCGCAUUAUUUCGCCGAUGACGAGCUGGGCACCACCUGUCAUUGAACUAGAGGCCAUUUUGAACGUUCGCAAAAGCUCGUCGGCCAUUUCCGCCAAAAGCCUCAAUCUGGGCAAACUCAAGGACCAGUUUCAAGGCUGGAAGAAAAAGUCUGUGGUGCUUCGCCUUUCUGGCAUUUACGUUCGCAAGAGCGACUCCAAGACUUCGCGCGAUUUGACGAGCUUUGUGUCAUUUGUCGAUCACGAGCUGUGCGUGGGCAACAACCACCGCAAGUUCUUGAAAGCACCGACGGACUAUUGUCUGUGCUUGAGGCCUGCUGGAGAGUACCGGUCGCUCGAUGACGUGAAGAGCAUUUGCUUUGACACUGAAGAGAGCUUCAAUCUGUGGAUGGCAGCCAUUCGCGUUGCUCGGUUUGAUGACGCCAUCCAAGCAAACUUUUCAUCUCUGAAUCUGGCGACGUCCUCCGAGUCGAACGCUCUGCCAGCCGAUAUGCUCGCCAUGCUUGGCCCUGCGAAAAAGCCGGCUCCUGUAGCACCGGCAAGCGCUGGAAGCAUCAGCUCCAGCCGCCUCGGAUCCAUGGACGAGUUGAGGACUGUUGGUCUUGACUCGGACGUUGCCGUCAAGCGCAAAAACUCGCUGGAUUCCAACCUAGCUCUCGGUUCGAGCGACUAUGAUCACUCGCUUCCUGCUGGCCUCGGCCCCAGCGGCGCGAACGCGUUCUCGAGCGAAGCGGCUCCACCCAAGCCAAAGGCUGUGCCCAAGUUUGCGUUGCCCGGAAUGUCCGGCAUGAGUGCUCCCAAGCCUGCGACGGACCAUUCAGAUACUCCCGAGUUGCCUGCCAGACCUCUGAAAAACACUGCGCCACAAGACGACGAAAGCAACAUGUACUCUGUGCUGCCAAGGCCGGCCAAUGCGGAAGCCCCGCCGCCAAUCCUCCCUCCCAAACCUGGAGCGCGCAAGCCCAUGCUCCCUUCGCCAGAAGCCGCGAGCAUUUAUGAUACCGUUGGCCCGCGUCCUCCUGCCGCUGCCGAGGAUGCUCCGCCAACGCUGCCGCCGAAGGCUGCCAAACCGACUCCUCCGGCACCAACGUCGCCGCCCAGUCGUGCUCGGCAUGGUGCAGCGAGUGCUCAGAAUGCAGCUCUUGCCUCUGCAAUCAUGGGCGGAAUGAACAAGGGCGGUGCGACGGCUGCGCAGCCGCAGACCCAACCCGCCACCUCGCCUCCCACCUCUCCCCCGCAGUCUCCUCCGCCCAAUCGCGCCGCCGCAGCCCGCUACAAGACUGCUGGUGGUGGCAAUGAUGCUGCACAAGCGCAACAACGCUACAUCAACUGGCUCAUCAAGCACUGCCCAAGCGCUGCUCCGAUUUCAAACCUCUACUCUACCAUUGCAAACGGCGUUGUCAUGCUGCAGGCUCUAGAGAACGCUUCGGGCAUGGCAGCACCAAAGUAUAACAGGAGUCCCUCCUUCCCGAUCGAUUUUCGUGAAAAUUGGGGUGCUUUGGUCGUUUUCAUGGAGUCCUUGGGCUUGGACACCGACGACCUGGAUGUAGAGGCUCUUGAGAAGGGUAUCGCUAAGGAAACUGCCAACAUGUUUGGCAUCAUUAUGUCCCAGUAUUCCUAACGUACUGGCUGUUGUCUGAUCCGUUUUGUUGUUUUGCUUUGAGCGUUGCAUGCAUUGUUCUUUUGAGUCUACUUUUUGAGUUUGUUCCCUUCGCAAUCCACACGUUCUUUUUCAUACUCCA
Molecule: messenger RNA, 4081 nt
Organism: Capsaspora owczarzaki ATCC 30864
Lineage: Eukaryota; Filasterea; Ministeriida; Capsasporidae
Exons: 11
Coding region: 67-3960 (1297 amino acids)
Biological process (GO): signal transduction
Molecular function (GO): protein binding
Source: RefSeq, a predicted model, not a curated record